Molecule: messenger RNA, 1565 nt
Organism: Rosa chinensis
Lineage: Eukaryota; Viridiplantae; Streptophyta; Magnoliopsida; Rosales; Rosaceae
Product: leucine-rich repeat extensin-like protein 4
Exons: 1
Coding region: 219-1442 (407 amino acids)
Molecular function (GO): protein binding
Source: RefSeq, a predicted model, not a curated record
CCAGAAUUGUAAUGGUGAACUGUCGCUAGCCAGCCGGAACAUAUUUUCUUCCAGCGGUAUCAUCUGGUCUGAUUAAAAUGAUUGAAAGUGAGACUAGUAACCAGUGCGCAUGUUGUGUAUCUUUCACUUGGAUACACAUAUAUAUAAACAACUAACUGCUCUCUUACCAUGAUCAAACCAAUUAACUGACUGAGGAAAGGAGAGGAGAGGAUUGAGAAAUGGCUUUGUUUUCAUUCACUUCCAUUGCUAAAUGUGCCAAUGCCAUCUCAUUUAUUCUCUUUGUUGUGUAUGUCUCCAGUUUGUUCAACCAUCUCAAUCUGGCUUCUGUUGCUGCAAAACACAGCAGCCGCAAUAGUGUACAUGCUUCUCAUCACCAUGGCCAUCACCGUGGCCGCCACCAUAGUAACCAUUCUGAUUCUGCUGCAGCAUCAGAUGAUCAUUCCAAUGCAAGAUUGGACCGAGCUUUUCUUGCCCUCCAAGCAUGGAAACGAGUGAUUUACUCCGACCCAAAUAACUUUACCACCAAUUGGAAAGGUCCUUCAGUUUGCACUUACAAGGGUGUGUACUGUGCACCUGCUCCUGAUGAGCCCAAAACCCAAGUUGUUGCUGGCAUUGACCUUAAUAAAGGUGACAUAGCCGGAUUCCUCCCAGACGAAUUAGGCCUCUUGUCGGACCUUGCACUUAUCCAUCUGAACAGCAACCGCUUUUGCGGCAUCCUCCCUCAGAGUUUGGCCAACCUUACACUCCUUAAUGAGCUUGAUCUCAGUAACAACAGAUUUGUGGGUCCUUUUCCUACUGUAGUCCUCUCUCUUCCUAGUCUAAAAUAUCUUGAUAUUCGCUACAAUGAGUUUGAAGGGACAAUACCUCCACAACUCUUCAGCAACAUAGUACAACUAGAUGCAAUAUUUGUAAAUAACAACCGCUUUACCAGUAUAAAUAUUGCAGCUUCUAAUUUAUCAUCAUCAGCCAGUGUGGUGGUGUUUGCUAACAAUAAAUUGGGCGGAUGCCUUUCUCCGAGCAUAGCAAACUUUGCAGAUACAUUGGAGGAGCUUUUGCUAAUCAACACAAGCUUGUCGGGGUGUCUUCCACAACAAGUUGGGUUUCUGUACAAAUUGAGGGUGUUGGAUGUGAGCAAUAACAACCUGGUUGGUCCUAUACCUUACAGCCUUGCAGGUCUAGCUCAUUUGGAGCAACUAAAUUUGGCCAACAAUAUGAUGACUGGGAUUGUGCCAGCUGGAGUUUGUAGUUUGCCAAAUUUGGCAAAUUUUACAAUCUCUUAUAAUUAUUUCUGCGAGGAAGACGGGAUUUGUCAGAAUUUGACAACAUCCAAAGGAGGCAAGACUGCAUUUGAUGAUCGCCGUAACUGUGUGCCUGAGAGGCCAUACCAGAGGUCCCAGAAGGAAUGUAAUGCUGCUCUUGAGCACCCUGUUUACUGCUUUUAACAUCCUUGUGUUGUAUAAGUGGUGCACUGCCAGCAGCAAGUAGCAAGGCCUCUGUCCAUCUUCGCCUCCCAGCUAUACUUCAUAUACGAAUAAUCCAAUAUUUAAGAUUUUAAUAGUUCUAGA